Messenger RNA from Portunus trituberculatus (swimming crab), 1902 nucleotides. RefSeq names its product lysosomal thioesterase PPT2-A-like (gene Ppt2). Gene Ontology annotation, molecular function: thiolester hydrolase activity. The record is from RefSeq and is a predicted model, not a curated record. Bases 85 to 939 code for a protein of 284 amino acids. Gene Ontology annotation, cellular component: lysosome. The transcript has 6 exons. NCBI's taxonomy places the organism in Eukaryota, Metazoa, Arthropoda, Malacostraca, Decapoda, Portunidae.
AAACAAUGACGCAAUCUAGCACUCCGAGCCCGAGGCCGCUCCGGCUGCAUCAGCUGGGCGCUCGUCAGUCUUCUUACCACCACAAUGAGAUUACAAUUCUUCCUAGUGCUCUCCGGAAUUCUCAUGUUAACGUGCAUGGCAUACAAGCCGGUGAUAAUUAUCCAUGGCGUCUGGGACUUGAGAUUUAGUCUCAACUUUCUGGCGGAACAGAUAAGACAAUAUCACAUUGGGACAGAAGUUCACAUCAUAGACAUUCUGCAUGGAUGGCGUUCCCUUGCUCCUUUGUGGUACCAGGUCAAGAAAUUCCAUGAACAAAUGCUACCUGUUAUGCAGAAAGCUUCAGAUGGAGUCAUACUUAUAGGGUACUCUCAAGGGGGUGUCAUCAGCCGAGGCAUCGUAGAGACCACGGAACACAACAUCACCACCUUUAUUUCUCUCUCGUCCCCUCAAGCUGGGCAGUAUGGAGAUGAUUUUCUUCGAUUGAUAUUUCCACAGUAUAUUAAAGAAACCGUAUAUGAGGUAUUCUACUCAAGAAUUGGCCAGAGGGUGUCUGUUGCUAAUUACUGGAAUGACCCGCAUCACCAGGCCUUGUAUUACAAGUAUUCUGACUACCUCCCAUACUUAAACAAUGAAAUCAAUGAUUCAUAUAGCAAGGAAUACCGACAGAACUUCUUAAAGCUGAAAAAGCUGGUUCUAAUUGGAGGCCCAGAUGAUGGAGUCAUCACCCCUUGGCAGUCAAGCCAUUUUGGAUAUUUUGACAGUGAAGAAAAUAUUACUGAAAUGAGAGACCAGAUUUUUUAUCAACAAGAUCUGUUUGGCCUCCACACAUUAGAUAAAGGUGGGAGGAUCAAGAUUUAUGAAGUACCUGGAGUGUAUCACACAAAUUGGCAUCACAACAUGUCUGUCAUCAAGAAUUGUAUCCUUCCAUGGUUAGACUGAUGCCAUCAUCUUGGUGGAACUUUGAUGAAGUGCAUUAGUUAAGUUUUUAUACAAUUAAUUAUGUACAAAUUGUGUGUUUGCCAUAGAUAGAGAACAUCUUCAAAGAACAGGGUACAGUCUUUAAACUUCAGAGAACUUGUGUUAAUCUAGUCCAAAAUUCAUAUAACUUCUGAAGUGCAACAAUGAUGUGUUAGUAGUUUUAUACUAGCAGAAUUUGUCAACUUCAAUUAGACCAUUGUGCUCACGGUGAGCUUGGGAAGAAUUUUUUCAUUAUUCUAAUUUCAUACCUGGUAUCAUGUAAAGGUAUGUUAUUCAAAGAUGCAGCUUUUUCUGCUGCCAUAUACAAUACAGUUUAACAAUACGGGUUUAUAUAUCUGCUUAGGUGGCUUUUACGAAUGCUCUUUGAUACUCUUUGGUCAGUGUGAAUGCUGUAUUGAUUAGUUGUUUCUGAAUGACAAAAAGUGAGAUGGUAUCCUACUUUUUGAGUCUUUUUUUUUUUCUCUCUUGUUAUUGCCUUUUUUUUCUAUUUUAUUGUUAUUAUUUUUUAUCUGGAUAUCAGUGACCAGCACAUGGUUAUCUUCUUUGAUUUUUAUGUUUUGAUUAUGAUAGUGUCUAAAACUGCUACAGAUUACUUAUCAUUGUAAAUAGCUGGCUAUUAUUAUUAUUAUUAUUAUUAUUAUUGUUAUUAUUAUCAUUAUUAUUAUUAUUAUUAUUAUUAUUAUUACUAUUAUUAUUAUUAUUUGAAUAAUCACUUUUCAUAAGCUCUUAGUGUGGAUAUGAAAUUUAUUAAAGAAAAACACCACAAGUACUGUUAUAGACUUGUGUUUUAGAAGAGUUCAUAAUUUUUCAACUUCUGGAUCACCACCCAACUAACCAUAAUUUCUUCUGGUUCCUGAUAUUUCUCUCUCUCUCUCUCUCUCUCUCUCUCUCUCUCUCUCUCUCUCUCUCUCUCUCUCUCUCUCU